UCGUGGUACCGUAGACUGCGAUCCCAUUCCUCUCGCGCCCGGUGCAAACAAACGCGCUGAAGAUCACCGGUGCUGUAAGCACGGAAUUCGCUCCAUAGGAUAAGAACGGUGACCCCUUAAAGAUGAGUUGCAAUUGCCCGCUGACACCUUCGACCGGGCCUACGCUUGCAUCGACAUGCGGUGGUCCAUCCUUUAUGCUAUUUAUGGGUCUUCUCGAGGUGUUCCUACGCAGCCAGUGCGACCUUGAAGAUCCUUGCAACAGGCCUAUACCGCCGAACUCCGUCAACUCCAGGUACGACUUCGUUGUAAUAGGUGGUGGCAGCGCCGGUGCAACAGUCGCUGCUAGAUUAUCGGAGGAAUCACGAUUUUCUGUGUUAUUACUGGAGGCUGGACUAGACGAACCGACUGGAACGCAAAUACCAUCGUUUUUCUUCAAUUUCAUCGGAUCUAAUAUUGAUUGGCAGUAUUCCACGGAGAGCGAGGAUGGUGCAUGCCUGAAUCAAAAUGACAAAAAAUGCUAUUGGCCAAGAGGGAAAGUACUAGGAGGCACCAGCGUCAUGAAUGGAAUGACAUACAUGAGAGGUUCGCGAAAGGAUUACGAUGACUGGGCCAGGCUUGGCAACGUAGGAUGGUCUUAUCAAGAUGUCCUUCCAUAUUUCAUCAGGAGCGAAGAUAAUCUUCAGGCGAACACUAUGGAUUAUGGUUAUCACGGCGUCGGUGGACCUCUUACGGUUACGCAGUUCCCUUAUCAUCCACCAUUGAGCUACGCUCUCCUCGAGGCUGGAAAGGAACUAGGAUACGGGAACGUAGAUCUGAAUGGACGAACUCAUACCGGAUUCGCAAUUGCUCAAACAACCUCUAGAAACGGUUCCCGGCUUUCGACUGCUCGAGCGUUCCUUCGGCCGGCUAGAAAUCGGCCAAAUUUGCAUAUAAUGCUCAACUCCACGGCAACCAAAAUCCUAUUCGACAACAACAAAAGAGCGGUCGGCGUGGAAUUCGUUCACGACGACAAAUUCCAUCGCGUAUCGGUGGCCAAAGAAGUCAUCAUAAGCGGAGGUGCCGUAAACUCGCCACAAAUACUUCUGAAUAGCGGUAUCGGACCUCGCGAGGAGUUGAACGCAGUAGGAGUUCCGGUUGUUCAUGAUCUGCCUGGUGUCGGCAAAAAUCUUCACAAUCAUGUCGCCUACACGUUAGCCUUCACUAUCAACGACACCGACACCACUCCCCUCAACUGGGCCACUGCGAUGGAGUACCUGCUCUUCAGAGAUGGCCUGAUGUCCGGCACAGGUAUAUCGGAAGUGACCGCCAUGAUAAACACGAAGUACGCGAAUCCAAAGGAGGACCAUCCGGAUAUACAACUAAUUUUCGGUGGUUAUUUGGCGGAUUGUGCUGAAACUGGCAUGGUCGGCGAGUCAAAGGGUGCAAACCGCACUAUCUACAUUAUUCCGACGUAUCUGCACCCGAAAAGUCGUGGUUACCUCCGUUUGCGGAACAACGAUCCUCUCUCGAAGCCAAUGAUUUAUCCGAAAUACCUAAACCAUCCCGACGAUGUGGCCGGCCUUGUUGAAGGUAUCAAAUUCAGCAUUAGAUUGGCCGAGACCGGAGCUCUCAGCAGAUACGGAUUCCAGUUGGAUCGCACGCCGGUAAAGAAUUGCGAGCACUUGAAAUUCGGUUGCGACGCUUACUGGGAAUGCGCUGUGAAACACGAUACAGCUCCAGAAAAUCAUCAAGCAGGUUCCUGCAAGAUGGGGCCUCCGGAUGAUCCUUUGGCUGUAGUAGACAAUCAGUUGAGAGUCAGAGGCGUCAGAGGUGUCAGAGUGGCUGACACCAGCAUCAUGCCAAAGGUCGUUUCCGGUAACACGAAUGCGCCUGCCAUCAUGAUCGGUGAACGGGCUGCUGAUUUUGUCAAGAGAACCUGGGUAGGAUGAAUAAUACAACUUUUCAAUGAAGAGAGACGCAUUUGGAGUGGAAACGCUAUUGGCAACGGGAAGAAGUUGAUAUGUAAUGUUGAUAAUGUGAAACGACAAUCAAGUAUUUAGCUUCGAUGUAACGAUGCGCGACGAUGUUUCUUGACUACCGCAUUUCUUGCGACAAGUAUAUGUUAGGGAAACCGGAAAUUAAUUUUUAGUCGCGCUGUAACGUCGUAUAGUGUUUUAAGAACACGCAAAACUCAUUGAAAAUUGGACCAAGUAAUUUCUAUAAAAUCUCUUCAGUUUCUUUCUGUCCUCCGCGAACUUCAAGAUUUGUUCGAACAUGACAACGAAGCUUCAACCAUUAGCCCUUUUUUUAGAAAAGGGUACGACUUACUGUAAAUAGUUCGAAAAUAGUAUCAAGUAUUACCGAUAGAUAGAAUUUACACUAUUAUUUGUAUAUCUUAAUGGAGACGCAAUCUUCUAUAUCUGCGAUUCUUUCGAAGAUAAUCCGUUCCUCGAUCUUUACAACAAUCACUAUUAAUGUUUCUAAAUAAGUGUAAUAACUUGUAGGGAUUAAAUUUUAGGAAUUCGUAUAGAAUAUCCGAAAUAGCCUUGAUAAAAGUACGUACUAGUACUAGUAUAAGCGACGUACAAUGGAACCUUGUUCAUUCGAUAAUCGAUCAACAGAUUGAUUACCUGAAAACUCGGAUAUCCUAACAUCGUCAAUUUCCCUUUAAUUAGAAAAAUACAUAUUCGUAUAAACGAUUUACCUGUGUUUGUUCUUCCUGUAAAGAUGAUUUUUAAUAGUGCCUAUAAUAUUUCCGAAAAAAAUCACAUUAUUUUUUUAUUACGAACAGAAGCGUAAUAAAUUAAAUCUCGGCGAAAGAGUCUCCAAAAUUAACAUGAAAUUGCUCAAGCAUUGCUGAAAUUAAGAAAAUAAUGUGUCUAAAUUAAUGUCUAAAGAUUAUGAAAACUGAUAAGAAAUGUUUAAGUAUAGACUUUUUUACGAUUUUGGAAGUUCUUAAAAAUCUAAGGUUUUUCAAAUCCAUUUUCUCUUAUGUUCCCUAUUUUUUUUAAUAAAAUGAACUUACUACGCAAAUGUUUCUACUUAAUCUUAAAUAAUUGAAAUUAUAGAUCCAGACAUUUUUUUAGAAAUUAUCAUGUUAUAUGUUCCCACGCGAGACUUUUACUGCGUGUUGGUUGUAAUAAAUUGGCAGUAAUAUUCUAAUAAUAGUAAUAAUAUUAUAUUUGUGACA
Megalopta genalis is the source of this 3169-nucleotide messenger RNA. Its product is annotated as glucose dehydrogenase [FAD, quinone]. Lineage: Eukaryota; Metazoa; Arthropoda; Insecta; Hymenoptera; Halictidae. The record is from RefSeq and is a predicted model, not a curated record. Gene Ontology annotation, molecular function: flavin adenine dinucleotide binding; oxidoreductase activity, acting on CH-OH group of donors.